AUGUUUGACUUUCAUCAGGUCAUGGCAAAAAGGGGGAAGAAGGGCGGCAAGGGGAUGAAGAUGCUGAGCAAAGGAGCGAAGAAGGCUCUGGGCAAACUCCCAAAGAAAGCACAAGAGAUGCUGGUGCAAGGACUGAAGUCGGGGCACAAUGCUGCAUGGUCCAAGAAUGUGAUCCUCAAGAACGGUCCGCAGAACUCACAGAAGCCCUCCGCGAAGAGCCAGCAACCGAAUCCUCCCUUGCAGGCCGCGUCAACUCAGAUCCGAAAGCAGGCAGGGAAGGUGCUCGUGGUCGGCGAUGGGAACUUUAGCUUCAGCGUCGCCCUCCUUGAGCUGUUGCAAGGCGGAUCGUCGGUCACGUCAACAUGCUAUGACUCGCUAGAGGUACUGCAGAACAAGUACGACGAUGCUCAAGGGCACGUGGACAAGCUGAGAGAGGGGGGGGCCAGCGUGCUGUUCCAGAUCGACGCAACAAGGCAUCUUGUGGAUGACAACAUCGCUGCCAAUCAAGAUCUUAUCCGCAAGUUCCUUGAUAGCUCGAGCAAGAUUCUCUCACCAACAGGCAAAGUCUUCGUCACCAUCAAAAAAGGUGAACCCUACGACAGUUGGAAGGUUGCGAGGAUAGGAAUCGCAAUUUCUGGUUUGCAACUCAAGACCGCUGUCGACUUCGAUCAUGCGGCAUUUCCUGGUUAUUCACAUCGCAGAACCGCGGGAUUCGGUCCAUCGAUGCCAUCGGAGGACCCUGACAUCAUACGCAACGGUGCAAAAACUUUCAUCUUCUCAUCCACAUCCAAGAGCAAGGAAGAUUCAGAUGACGAGGGCAAAGCCAAGAAAAACAAGACUAAGUCGACACUGAAAAAAUUCAACCCCAAGGGGUCGAGAGGGAAGUGA
Guillardia theta CCMP2712 is the source of this 888-nucleotide messenger RNA. RefSeq lists its product as hypothetical. NCBI's taxonomy places the organism in Eukaryota, Cryptophyceae, Pyrenomonadales, Geminigeraceae. The record is from RefSeq and is a predicted model, not a curated record. Gene Ontology annotation, cellular component: cytoplasm. The transcript has 10 exons. Gene Ontology annotation, biological process: rRNA base methylation. Bases 1 to 888 code for a protein of 295 amino acids. Gene Ontology annotation, molecular function: rRNA (uridine-N3-)-methyltransferase activity.